Lepisosteus oculatus (spotted gar) is the source of this 1436-nucleotide messenger RNA. Its product is annotated as mitochondrial calcium uniporter dominant negative subunit beta. Gene Ontology annotation, biological process: mitochondrial calcium ion homeostasis; calcium import into the mitochondrion. NCBI's taxonomy places the organism in Eukaryota, Metazoa, Chordata, Actinopteri, Semionotiformes, Lepisosteidae. Gene Ontology annotation, cellular component: mitochondrial inner membrane; uniplex complex. Gene Ontology annotation, molecular function: calcium channel inhibitor activity. The record is from RefSeq and is a predicted model, not a curated record.
GAUAUUAACUUUGCUGAUAUAUACUUUUCUGAUGGUAUAUUGCUAUUCGACAUAUGAAUAUAUAUCCCACCCCCUUGAUUUAGAUAUCCACCAAUGAGAUGACAAUGAGGACUACGACGGCAUCUAGCUUCUCAAAUGAAGCAGGGUUUUUCAGCUAGCUAUGAUGGGCGCUGCUUUUGUGUCGGUGCCAUCACAGCGGCUGGUACUAAUUUUGGGAGGGAGCCGGCUCUGAAGCCAUUGGAAGAACACAAAUCGAUUCCCACGGGAACAUAACAUUAUGCCAACAUUUCCUGAGCAAAGGGAUUAAAUUAAAGCAAUGGUGUUCUUGGGAAGGGUUGUAAAACUGCAAGUUGCAGUUCUCCGGAGAGCUCUAUCGUCUUGCGUUGCUGUCAAAACAACUAGUACGAGCCGAGUGAAAGUACUUGCUCAGAUCCAGCGUCAAGUACAGCUCCAGUGGGGAACACAGAGAGCUGUGUUCUGCAGUACUCUAGCACCCUCCAAUGACAUCACUGUGGAGCACAGAUAUGGGCGGCCUGUGGUGGCUCUCCCCCUCCCUUCCAGGAAAGAGCGAUGCCGCUUCACACUGCGGCCCCUGCUCAUGACCGUGGGGGACUUCGUCCAGGACAUUCAAAGGGAGGACAAAGGCGUGACCUCUGUCUCAGUGCUCAGUACAGACGGAAUGAAGAUUUCCUCUUCUACGUCUAUUGAGAAUCUCCUAAGCAAAGACUUCCAGCUCCUUAUCAAUGAUGUCACCUACGAUGUGCAUUCAUCAAACAUAGGAAAGGUAUCCAGUGAGCAGCUGACACAGCUAGAGGAUAUGAAGACCCUUGUCCACAGGCUUCACAUUGCCCUUCACCUCUCAGAACACCACCUGCUGAAGGAGAAGGAGCUUCUGGAAAAACUGGAUGGACUGAAAGAAGAGCUCACUCCUCUGGAGAAGGUGAAGUCCCAGGUAGUGAGGAAAGCAGAGUUCAGGUCAAGCACGCUGAUGUGGGUUGGAAUAGCCCUGCUGUCAGCCCAGGGGGGCGCUCUGGCCUGGCUCACAUGGUGGGUGUACUCUUGGGACAUCAUGGAGCCCGUCACUUACUUCAUCACAUAUUCCACUAGCAUGGGAGCCCUGGCCUACUUCAUCCUGACAAAGCAGGACUAUGUGUACCCUGACAUGAAAGACAGGCAGUUUCUCCAUGAUCUCUACAAAGUAUCCAAGAGGCAACGAUUUGAUGUGCAGAAGUACAACAAAUUAAAAGAAGAAUUGGCUUUGGUUGAAGAGGACCUGAGACGGCUGAGAAACUCCAUUCAGCUGCAGCUGCCCAUCGAGCAGAUCAAGCCCAGGGAGUGAGAGGAGUCUCUUCAGACAGGCACAUAAACCAUACCACGGACUGAGCUAGAGCUUUCUUUUUGUGAAGUCUUCAAAUAAACCGAGUGCUUUUAAAAUG